Messenger RNA from Oncorhynchus tshawytscha (Chinook salmon), 1449 nucleotides. Its product is annotated as proline-rich extensin-like protein EPR1. Lineage: Eukaryota; Metazoa; Chordata; Actinopteri; Salmoniformes; Salmonidae. The record is from RefSeq and is a predicted model, not a curated record. The coding region runs from base 1 to 1449 and encodes 482 amino acids. The transcript has 2 exons.
AUGGGAGAGGAGAUGAGGAGAGGUGAGGAUGAGAAGAGCUAUGGAGGCAGAUUUUCCCAACGCCCUCCAUCGUCCUCCAUCGUCCCCCAUCAUCCUCCAUCGUCCUCCAGCGCCCUCCAUCGUCCUCCAUCGUCCUCCAUCGUCCCCCAUCAUCCUCCAUCGUCCUCCAGCGCCCUCCAUCGUCCUCCAUCGUCCUCCAUCGCCCUCCAUCGUCCUCCAUCAUCCUCCAUCGCGCUCCAUCGUCCUCCAUCGUCCUCCAUCGUCCCCCAUCGUCCCCCAUGGUCCUCCAUCGUCCCCCAUGGUCCCCCAUCAUCCUCCAUCGUCCUCAAUCGCCCUCUAUCAUCCUCCAUCGUCCUCCAGUGCCUUCCAUCGCCCUCCAUCGCCAUCCAUCGUCUUCAAUCGCCCUCCAUCAUCCUCCAUUGCCCUCCAUCAUCCUCCAUUGCACUCCAUCGUCCUCCAGCGCCCUCCAUCGUCCUCCAUCGCCCUCCAUCGUCCUCCAUCGUCCUCCAUCGCCCUCCAUCGUCCUCCAUUGCACUCCAUCGUCCUCCAGCGCCCGCCAUCAUCCUCCAUCGUCCUCCAUCGUCCUCCAUCGCCCUCCAUCGUCCUCCAUCGCCCUCCAUCGCCCUCCAUCGUCCUCCAUCGUCCCCCAUCGUCCUCCAUCGUCCCCCAUCGUCCUCCAUCGUCCCCCAUCAUCCUCCAUCGUCCUCCAGCACCCUCCAUCGCCCUCCAUCGUCCUCCAGCGCCCUCCAUCACCCUCCAUCGUCCUCAAUCGCCCUCCAUCAUCCUCCAUCGCCCUCCAUCGUCCUCCAGCUCCCUAAAUCGCCCUCCAUCGUCCUCCAUCGUCCUCCAUCAUCCUCCAUCGCCCUCCAUCGCCCUCCAUCGCCCUCCAGUGCCUCCAUCGCCCUCCAUCGCCCUCCAUCGUCCUCAAUCAUCCUCAAUCGCCCUCCAUCAUCCUCCAUUGCCCUCCAUCGUCCUCCAUUGCACUCCAUCGUACUCCAGCGCCCUCCAUCGUCCUCCAUCGCCCUCCAUCGUCCUCCAUCGCCCUCCAUCGCCCUCCAUCGCCCUCCAUCGUCCUCCAUCGCCCUCCAUCGUCCUCCAUCGCCCUCCAUCGCCCUCCAUAGUCCUCCAUCGCCCUCCAUCGUCCUCCAUCGCCCUCCAGCGUCCUCCAUCGCCCUGCAUCGUCCUCAAUCGUCCUCCAUCGUCCUCCAGCGCCAUCCAUCGUCCUCCAGUGCCUUUCAGCACCCUCCAUCGUCCUCCAUUGCCCUCCAUCGCCUUCCGUCGUCCUCCAUUGCCCUCCAUCGUCCUCCAUUGCCCUCCAUCGUCCUCCAGUGCCCUUCAUCGCCUUCCAUCAUCCUCUAUUGCCCUCCAUCGUCCUCCAUUGCCCUCCAUCGCCCUCCAUCGUCCUCCAUCGCCCUCCAUCGUCCUCCAUCGUCCUCCGUUGUCUAUUGA